Messenger RNA from Xyrauchen texanus (razorback sucker), 1379 nucleotides. It is a transcript of the gene tmem120aa, whose product is annotated as transmembrane protein 120Aa. NCBI's taxonomy places the organism in Eukaryota, Metazoa, Chordata, Actinopteri, Cypriniformes, Catostomidae. The record is from RefSeq and is a predicted model, not a curated record. Gene Ontology annotation, cellular component: membrane. The coding region runs from base 123 to 1148 and encodes 341 amino acids. Gene Ontology annotation, biological process: fat cell differentiation. The transcript has 12 exons.
GUUCACAAAACAGACGUCUAUCUAGAUAGCGAGUUUGCCACUCAAACAACGGUAGAGUAGACAGUUAUCUUCUUCACAAGUUUUCCGGGAACAGUACAUUUCAUCAGAUACACUCUCUGGAAAUGUUAUUUAAUCCUACCGGGUUGGCCGAAUGUUUACAAGAAUGGCAGGAUCUGGAAAAAGACUAUCAAAAGCUCCAGGAGACACAUCGGCUCUACAAACAGAAGCUGGAAGAAGUUUCGAAGCUGCAGGACAGUUGUUCUUCUUCCAUCGCACGUCAGAAGAAAAAGUUAAAGGAUCUCUCCAAAUCCCUGGAAGAAUGCAGAGUGAUAGCAAAUCCAGAUGAUGUCAACGGAAUAGACGGGAUUCAAGAGUCCAUUAGAGAAAGACCAAAUGUCUUUUUUGAUAUGGAGGCCUUCCUGCCAAAGAAGAACGGGUUAUACCUCAGUCUUGUUCUUGGAAAUGUGAACGUUACACUCCUUAACAAGCAGUCCAAGUUUUCCUAUAAAGAUGAGUAUGAGAAAUUCAAACUAUACUUGACCGUACUGCUCUUGUUGUUCUCAUUCACCUGUCGGUUUUUGGUCAGCUACAGGGUUGUGGAUGCACUUUUUAACUUCCUGUUGGUGUGGUAUUAUUGCACAUUGACGAUAAGAGAGAGCAUCCUCAUUAAUAACGGCACUAAGAUCAAAGGCUGGUGGGUGUUUCAACACUAUGUUUCAACUUUUCUGUCUGGAGUAAUGCUGACCUGGCCUGAUGGUGAACUCUACCAGCUGUUCAGAAAUCAGUUCUUGUCCUACUCUAUGUAUAUAAAUUUUGUUCAGUUUCUGCAGUAUUACUACCAAAGUGGCUGCUUAUAUAGACUUAGAGCACUUGGAGAAAGACACAACAUGGACCUCACAGUUGAGGGGUUUCAGUCCUGGAUGUGGAGGGGUCUGACCUUUCUCCUGCCUUUCCUUUUCUUGGGCCAUUUUCUCCAGCUGUAUAAUGGAAUUACACUCUUUCAAAUGGUCCAGCUUCCAGAAUGGAAAGAGUGGCAGGUUCUCAUGUGUGGCUCAACUUUCCUUGUUUUGUUCAUUGGAAACUUCUUCACGACUCUUGGUGUUGUUUACCACAAAUACAUGGAUCAGAACAAGGCUAAAGCUUUAUGAACUCUGCAAAAAGCACUGAACUCUUUCUAUAUUUUUGUUUUAUAUUCAUGUUUAUUUUUUAAUUCAGCAAAUAUGAAACGUUUGUGUUAUUAAUAUUGCAAAAUGUUCUGUGUUUGUUCUCUGUGGUUGAACCACACUAAGUGAGGAUUUUUCUAAAUGUGUAACAAAUCAAAAGGGAUGGAAUGUCUUUGCCUUAAUGUCAAAUAUGGAAUGUAUUGUUGUUAUUUAUAA